CGUUAUGUCAUCUUUUCUGUAAGGUCCUCAAUUUUCAGAGUGCAGGCUGACUGUUAUUUAGAGUAGAGGGAGGUACUUAUACAUGCCUGCCAGGCAGCUUUCUAACUAAAGUGUUUAAUUUAAAGUAGCAUAGACUACACCUGCGCUCUUUAAUGGUUCUUUGGGCUUUGAAAGGAUACCUGCGCUGCUACAGUCACAUUCACAGACUGUGCACACACGGGGACGACACACACACGCACACACCAAAGGAUUUUAACACCUCCUAUUUGACUGUGUGCGGCAGCAGAGCUGUUACCUAGUUACAAGCUAGAGACCGUGCGACCUGCGCUGCUGAUAAUGUUGCGGUGGGGACUGAGUGCAUCAGUCAGUCCGGAGCAGACGAAGGGAGAAGAGAGACGGAGGCGCACGGAGGAGCGCAGCGGGCUGCUUCUCUGCUGGAGAUGACACUGGAACUCAUCCCGACGGAAGACCGGCAAAGUGCAGCGGCUCUUCUCGCGUUGUUUCACCGAUAAAUCCAGCAAAGCCCUGGUAAAGGUCGGGUCCUGAAGGUGCGGAGAAGUCUCAGCUUUAAGGGCAGGCAGCAGCGGAGGAAUGCGGAAGCUGAUUUCAGUUUUGGUGAUCUCGGGAACUUGUCUCCGUGGAUGAUUUGGUCCUGUUGUCUUCAUUAACCAAUGACCUCUAUUUCGCUCGGGGCUGUAAUAGAAGUCUUAAUGCAGAGCAGAUGGGUGGGAGCUGAGAUCACAGAAGGACAAAGCAACAUGGGUGACGCGUCGUAUUCCGGCCUGGAGAUGACGGCUGAGAUGUGGGAGAACGGCAGCUUUGCAAGCCCCUCGCCGGGUCUCCCACUGUUUCCGCUCAUGUUCAACGACAGCGAUCUGAACGACACGCUGUUUAACUCCACCAACUCCACCGCCCCUGAUGCCUUCUCGGGUCCCAGCGUGGCAGGGGUCCUCAUCCCACUCAUUUACAUAAUCGUUUGCAUCAUUGGCCUGGGCGGCAACACUUUAGUGAUUCACAUUGUUUUGCACUACUCAAAGAUAGAGUCCGUGACAAACAUCUAUAUUCUCAACCUGGCCAUCGCCGACGAACUCUUCAUGCUCGGCCUGCCUUUCCUGGCGGUGCAGAACACGCUCCAGUCAUGGCCCUUCGGCUCCUUCAUGUGCCGACUGGUCAUGACUGUCGACUCCAUCAACCAGUUCACCAGCAUCUUCUGCCUGACCGUAAUGAGCAUCGAUCGCUACCUCGCCGUGGUCCACCCCAUUCGGUCUUCUAAGUGGCGACGCCCUCAGGUGGCCAAAGUGGUGAAUGGCACAGUGUGGGCACUGUCAUUCCUUGUUGUUCUGCCAGUGGUCAUCUUUGCUAACAUCCAGAAAGCAGGAGGCACCUGUAACAUCGCCUGGCCCCAGCCGGCUAACAUCUGGAGGGCUGCUUUCAUCAUUUACACCUCCACCGUUGGAUUCUUCUGCCCUCUUCUCAUCAUCUGCCUUUGCUACCUGCUCAUCGUCUUCAAGAUCCGCAGCUCGGGGAAGAAAGUCCACGCCACCUCAACCAAGCGGAGGAAGUCGGAGCGGAAAGUGACACGCAUGGUUGUGAUUGUUGUUGCUGUGUUUGUUUUCUGCUGGUUACCUUUCUAUGCCCUCAACAUCAUCAACUUGCUGGUGGCUCUGCCACCAGAGUACCAGGGCCUUUACUAUUUUGUCGUAGUGCUCGGUUAUGCUAACAGCUGCGCCAACCCUAUCGUCUACGGCUUCCUGUCAGACAACUUCAAGAGGGGUUUCCGGAAAGCCCUCUGCCGCUCCACAAGGAAGGUGGAGAACCACGAGCCCCUGGAGCACCAGCAGCAGGACGAGGGCAGGAGGGCGCUCAUGCCCAGAGAGAGCCUGAGACGAGCAAUCAGGGACGAAGAGGACGAUGAUGAAGAGGUGGUUUCAGAAAUGACUGAGAUAUACAGAAUCGCCCAGAAUGGAAACAGCAGCUACCAGCUGCAGAGCUCGCAGCCGUUAUUCUUAGAGAAAGGAGCGACGCCUGGAGUCACAGAGCUGGCGUCCCCAGAUAGGAGGGAUAACACGGGGGAUGCGAAAGGGAAAGAUGCCAACGGGGCCACCCUCACUGUCCCACUGCUUCUCAACGGAACCAAGAGUGGGAGCACUAAAACGCUACCAGAGGAAAACUUGGAACCAAGUGCCUCAUUGGAGAUAAGUUACCUAUAGUGUAAAAUAUGAACUUUAAGUUUAUGGGACCGAUGUGGACUGAGUAUAAUACAGGGUGGCCUGCUUCUAAGCCAAAAAAAAAAACAAAAGCAUAACAACCCAUUAAUGAACACUUGGGUGGGUCUUAACAUUUUUUCAUCAGUGUGCACAUUAAAAAGCAUGUUUAUAAUGUAAAUUCUGU
Oreochromis niloticus (Nile tilapia) is the source of this 2391-nucleotide messenger RNA. It is a transcript of the gene sstr3a, whose product is annotated as somatostatin receptor 3. Gene Ontology annotation, cellular component: plasma membrane; neuron projection. The transcript is spliced from 3 exons. Gene Ontology annotation, biological process: neuropeptide signaling pathway. NCBI's taxonomy places the organism in Eukaryota, Metazoa, Chordata, Actinopteri, Cichliformes, Cichlidae. Gene Ontology annotation, molecular function: neuropeptide binding; somatostatin receptor activity. The record is from RefSeq and is a predicted model, not a curated record. The coding region runs from base 672 to 2210 and encodes 512 amino acids.